This is a messenger RNA of Bombus huntii, 8009 nucleotides long. RefSeq names its product tumor necrosis factor receptor superfamily member 4-like. Gene Ontology annotation, biological process: inflammatory response. Gene Ontology annotation, molecular function: protein binding; tumor necrosis factor receptor activity. The record is from RefSeq and is a predicted model, not a curated record. NCBI's taxonomy places the organism in Eukaryota, Metazoa, Arthropoda, Insecta, Hymenoptera, Apidae. Bases 567 to 1097 code for a protein of 176 amino acids. The transcript has 2 exons.
GAUCGAGCGCGUGUUCAACAAUAACAGCUGCACUGUUGCUGUUCCCUCAAUUCACGCUCAGCCACCGUCGAAGUCGGUUCUUUUUCAUCAAUCUUUUCCAGUGCGAAGCUACUUAACUGGUCAGAAAGGGAAACGGAAAUAUCAAACGUCUUAUUAAUAAAACUGAUUAACCUGAUUAACCAAACUGAUUGACUGUUACCUGAUUCGAACUAGUAAGUUUACGUCAUAAACUUUUGUGAAAAUUGAGUUGGUUAACGUGUCGUAAUUUCGAUCGAACAUAUAUCGAUCGAUCGAUCCGUUCGAUGAAAUCGAAUCGUGCCGCGAACCAGAUCGUGUUGUAAUCGAUAAAAUAUAUAAUCGCGUGGCCGGGUUGUGGGCCGUGGAAAUCGGAUUUUCAGCGUCUCGUUCGAAAAUAGAACGAAAUUUACGACUUAGGAGCCGGUGCUCGUGAUCGAUGUGCACCUGCAAGGAAUAGCGUGGGAUGCUGUAAGCCAAGGCGACUGCCGGCUAACAUCGCAGCUACUUGAACGUGAAACGUAUCGACAGGGAACGAUAACCGAACGAGGAUGCUUCCUGCUAGAAGAUUAAUCAUUGCCGUGUUUGGUGUUUGCUUGUUGACCGCUCUUUUUGAGGUGAGCGAAGCCAGGCCGCACAUCAGGCAUCAGAAAGACGGGAGCCAUUGUAGCAGAUGCGGUCCAGGCUGGGGCGCCGUGAACCAUUGCGUCCGUGGCCAUGACACCGAAUGCGGCAAAUGUGCACCAGGCACCUACAGCCCCCACCACAGCACCCAGCCCUGCUGGAUCUGUUCUAGGUGCGGUCCAGGCCUGUACGAGGCGCAUCCUUGCACUUCCAAAACGGAUACCGUCUGCGAUUCCUGUCACAGGCCUGCCCCGGAUAAUCUCGACUAUCGAAACAAGUGUAAAGGUCGAACGAAUUUGUUUCUCGCACCGGAGGACGCAUUCGACACUGCAGAGCAGAGUAUCUUGGUGAACGAACCCGAUGGACAGGAUCUGUUGGCUGACGGAGACAAAGUGUUGGAGAAAGACGCCGAGGCGGCCAUUAUCAAUGGAGAAUUUAAUUCUUUGGAAAGGUUCUAGGACUGGAAUCGUUUAGUACAGUUGCCGCUACUUUGUUUCCAUUUUUAAGGAAACGCUUUCUAAAGAUAUUACCGCGUUCCGGUUAAUCCGAACGAAAGAAUCGCCUAUUACCGUUAAAUUUUAGUCAUCGAUGAUCCGCCAUUCUCUUCUUCUAAAAGUAGUAGACAAAAAUUCUACUUUCUAAGACUCGGCGAUCUUCUAACAUUCCGCGACAACUAUAUCUUGACGAACCGUGAAGGAGACGCUUUCAUUUCCUGAUAUCCUUUGAAACGUUCCUACGGUUCUACAAGAUCCUGUUCGGACGAGUAGAUCGGGAUUGGAGAUCGAGAGGAAGCUUUCUCCUGGGAUAUCGGGUUUCCUUGAAUCGUCCGGGGAAAAUUGCAAGAUCCAGCUGUGUGGAAUACCGAAUACUCUUUAGAAAUUCAUAAGACGAGGAGAGGACGAUUAAGAAAGUUUUCGGCUUCGAAUAGAAGCGGAAGAUCGUGGAUUAAGACUCGUUAGCCCCGUCGAGUUCGUUUGCAAGCUUUAAGACUGUGGAUCAGAUUGAAGGAUUUUAAAAUCGCUGAUCGAAUUUAAAAUGUUCAUCGAGAGAAAGAUUGAAUUAUUAGAACACGUUAUUAUUCAAAUGAUCGAUAUCUGCGCUUUAAGUUGAGGCUCGACUGGUUAACGUCUACUACUUGUCAACGCUGGUGCUCGUUUUUUUUUUUUUUUUUCUUUUCAAUUUUCCUAUUACGUACCUUUUUCUUGUAUAUUUUAAUAGUAUGUAUAAAUAUUCGAGAAGGAAUUGGUCGGCUUAGAUCGAUCCCUCGUUGCUAGUCAGUUAACCACUAAGUAGUCCGAUAAGAGGUAUCAUAUGGAAUCGACACGAGGUAAUAUUUAAACAGCAGUGUAUACCGUACGCGUAUGCCGUCAUAGUUCGACUCUAAACGUAAUAUAUAACGGCACGUCAUCUUCCACCGAGCGAUAUAUUGCACCUUUGAUGUCGAUAGCUCGUUAAUCAUGGUACUCGGAAAGUCCAGUUCGUCAUGGCGUUCGAUCUCUUUCGACAAAAUAUUUCCGAUUGUCUCGUAUGGGAUACACUAUGAGAAUUUCGAACGGUAAGACUAGGAAGCUUGCGUUAGUUUUGAAACGACGUCCAAUCGGUUACGUUAGUUUGCCAAUUAAUGUUGAUAAAUACGAGAUACUUAGAUGGUACUUAGCUGUGAUUCUCUAGAGUACCUUUGAUGAAUAUUCGGCAUUUGCUUGAACCUAACGAGACAAUCGUUUUAGCACGUUCUAAGUGUAGAUUCCUGUAUGAUAUAAUAUAUUAUAAGCAUAUUUAUAUGUAUAUACCCAAAGAUCUCCUUCAUAUUGUCUGCAUAUACGCAAAUUCUCUCUGCAGAAUUCUUUCAUUCGAAGAAGCUAAACAUUCUUUCUCUUUCUUCUUUCGUGAUUAUUUAGAAAGCUGCCACCGUUUUGGAUUUCGUCGAUAUUUUUAAUAUGUUGCCUAUAACGUUAAUACGUCGAGAACGACUUUUUCCUUUACGUGUAACCGACGCUCGGUCUUGGUUUCCAUGAUAUUCGCAAAAAGAACCGUCGGUACUACUACGGUGAAUUCUACCUGUAAUCGCGCAUCCGUGACAGCGUACGCGUUAGUAUUGGUUAUCGUAUAAACCUAAUCCAAACCUAAUUCUUAUCUUCUGUUUACAGCUUAUAUAGCUGUUUGCUGGGUCGUUCUAUCCGGCAACCAAUAUCAACGUGUGUAUGCUGUUAGUUACUGCGAAUAUCGGUACCGACAGUUUCUUACGAAUUUCUCAAAUACUAAAAGAUACGCGCCAGUAAACGCGUAAAGGAAAAAGUUGUUCGAAAUGUUGACUUCUACGAUAUAUUGAGAAAAUCAUCGAAAUCCAACGUGCCGGCAGCUUUCUAAAUAAUUGCCGAAAAUUUGUAUAUCCGCAUAUCUCUAAAUUUUCGAACGACACUAUGUGUCGAGAAUUAGUAUUCGAGAAAUUGCAAAGAUCUCUUUAGAAAAAUACGUUGUUAUAGGACGAGCGUAUUUCGAUGUUACUCGAUAUGUAUACACGCCAUUAGAUAUGGUCCGUGUACGCAAAGCGUGUAAAUACAUUUCUGUAAAUAUAGAAACGAUGACGGUACGAUUCAGUUGCUGUGUUAAAAUCUGUUACAACAAUGGAAAUGGGUAUUUCCGUUAUUCGCCCAAUAUUUUGUUUAUCGGACUUUUGCGAAUGUUACAAUUAUAUUUUUUUCUCCUACGUUGAAACAAUUAACGAAACAAAAAAAUACUGCAAAAGGUUGCAAUGUUCGAAUAUCGUGCGUGAUGCUAAUCAAUUGUUUUUAGUUUCAACGAGGUGAAUGAUCGAAAACUCAACUCUUUUAGUGAAAUGUUCGCCGCUCGAAAUAUUUAAUAUUUAUUUAUCAGUUAUUCGUUUUAUCUUGACUAUUUUGAAAACUGCAUCUACGUGUAGUAGUAUCCAUAUAAAACCGAGAUGUUGUGGCAGAUUAACAUUUUCCUGUGCUGUAUAAUUCAAAGUCGAUUAUUCGCGUAUAUUUCGUUGCCGGGCGAUUACAGCAGGCCGAGACGCAUGGAUUUUCGCACAGACACUGUCGAAUCUCGGUCGCGGAUGGAAAUUCACGAAAGCACCAUUAUACUUUUUAUCUGUUUUAUUUAUUUACGCCAAUGUUCAUUCCUUCGAUGGACGUAGCCGCAAGAGACACGUCUACUAUAUGGACACAAUAAAGUACAGACAUAAUACUCUACGUAAGAUCUUUUUUGUUUUCAUACAACCUUCUGCUCUAUCAUGUUCACGCUCGAAAAACCAUAUAAAGAGCCUAUAUAGUGUAUACACGUUUCUUCGAUGCUCAAAUAUACGAUUAUAUAGAUAUAACCUCGAAGUGAAACUAUUGUCGCGUCUUGACGAAGUACAUAACAUUUCGUAUCAGGUAUUAUACGAUUCGUCAAAUAUUAAUCGUUAUCAUUUGAAUUAUUUAUGCACGAUGCGCUACGAUGUAUAUAUACACGAUAAUCAUAUGAUCGGAGAAAAAUGAAAAUAAUUACUCGCGAAAUGCUACAAUAUAUGGGUCAUAUACAUAUGUGCUGUUCGACGAUAGCUUUAUUCUCUGUUCGCUUUUAUCCGUAAAGGUGAUAAUUUCGAUUUGCAUUGAAAACGAUACGUCGUUACUUGGUAUUAGCAAUUACAAAUACUCGAGAAUCUCGAACGAUAACAGUAGUUUCACCGUAAAGCCGAAAUUCGAAUAUUCAACAUUUCAGGUUAGAUACUAACUUCGCUCGAUGUUGUGUUAUUUCACUGCUACCGUGUUAUAUUAACAUGAUUCUAAGUCUUACAUCAUACAUCUACGGAUCUUAAAAAAAUGUUAUUCGUUUUAUUUACUUUCUCCUGUAAAGAUGAUUUCAGUCAAUCGGUAGCAAUGGGGAACGUUUGCAUUGUGGAUCGUAUCGUAGUUUACAGUUUACGCGAAGGAAAUCUAGACAAGUUUGGUUACCUUGCAACAAGUUUGUUCGUGUGAUCAAGAAUCAUUACAUCGAUGACGAUGUCGGUAAUAUAAUGCUCUAUAAAUGAAAUGUGAAACAACGUCGUUAUAUUCUCGUGCGGUAAAAUCUACCUAUAAAAAUAACUUACUGUAAAAUAUGCUGCAAUGGGAUCAAUACGAGUACAAAUAAAACAUUCCUCGCAUCGAUUCAACUAUGUUAAUUAUUUGUAAUAAUCAAGAUAAUCUCAACUAUAUGUCCUCUAGCCUUCUAAGGAACUUUGAAAAUACAUAGAAAAUGUUCACUGUUCAGCCACUCGUUGUCCUGUCAGAUCUGUUGUGUCCUUUGAUCAUGACAAUUCUCAACGCUAUGCUGAACGGUAUAUACAACGAAAUUUUUGUAAGUUAUAUCAACGUAACAUACACACUUUCUUGCGGCAAACGAGUGAUUUGUCUUUUAUUUUUCGCAAUCCAUACUUGACAUAUCACCGAACAAUUCUUACGUAAAAAAUGUGAAAAACGAGAAACGAAUCGGUUUUAUCGCUAAAAACACACUGUAACGCGGAACCACGUGUUCCAGGACGUUCUUCAAGUUAGGCAUAAAGAUAAAUCGCGAACGCAACAAUUCACGGAACAUCGUCGAGUAAGUUUAUAACGCUCUCUAAAUAGUCGUAUGAUUUGUUCAUUGACAUAAUUGUGGACCCCGUAGAAAUUUUCAUACUUUCAAAUCGAAGAAUAAAGCGUUACUUUUCUUUUAUUUUUUAUUUUUUUUUGGCACGAUGCUUGAAAGCUUCGAACGCUAAGCUAAGCCUGCGAGAUAUCUCGAUUUCUACGCUGCGAAGACUACGAACGAAAAUAUUCAAAUGCAAUUUAGUAAACGUUGAAAGGAUAUUCGAAUUGUCGCGCACUCCAGGACAGACAACGUACGCAAGUACGUUCACACGAUUCAAUUUGAACAAUUUUUUAGUAUAAUCCUGUUUGCCACGUUCGUUGUACUCUUCAAACGAGUUAUUCUUCGUCCUUUUUCUUUUCCAAAUGGACGAAGUAAAUGAUCGAAGAAAUUUUUAUUUAUAAUCCACAGAUAAAUCUAAAAUAUAAUUUUUUUUAGCUUUUCAUUAUUCAAAAAUUCCACAAAUCGUAAUUCAAGCUAAGCUUAUACCAUCGAUAUAAUUGUAUUUCCCGAAAGAUCGAAUUGAAAUUUUCUCAUUGACAUUUUAUCGAUUCCUCGAUCAUUUCCUACCAUAAUUUGAAUAAUAAAACGAAGCUACGUUCGAGUUAAACGCGAGCGACAUUACUACCAAAGCCAAUCAAAUAAUCGAGAGAGCACACUUAUACGUGAUUACGUAUAUAUGUAUGUAUAGUUUAAUAGCAUAAAUCAAUAGCAUUUUACAAACGUACAUGUAAGUAGAGCUAAACAAUACAAAACGAUGUUGGCAAAAAGAUCACAAAAGGCUCGUCUCAUAAGGUGUACCUUACUGUCGUCGACGGAAAAUUAAAUAAACGCAAUUGUUAAAUAACUUGAGAAUUUUACAGUUUUCCUCGUGUAAAGAUCAAAUGUAGAAAUCUCAUUUUAUCAACAAAAUAUCAUAUCGGUUGAGAUUGAUCGGUGAUCGAACAUUCGUAAUCGUGUGAACAAUUCCUGUAUUCAUACUUUGUGCCGUGCGCGUCGAUCUAUGCUUAUCCUAAAGUAAACAACGACAAACGAAGGACCAACAUUUUCGAUGGCUUAACGAAUUAUGAUUUAUAAAUGCGAUUAUUAUAUCUUUUUCUUUUAUACACGCAUCAAAUACUAAUAAAUAAUUUCUAUCAAAAUUUUCAACGAACAAGAUUAUGUACCUUCACAACCAUAUGCAGUGCACAUACUCGCGUACAAAAUUUCUGAUACAGGUUCGAAAAUCGAUAGUUAUAGUUCAACAAGAUAUUGUCGGUAGAUUGUUAGUUAAUUUCUUCUAAUUAUAUUUGACUUUAUGUAGAAAAUUCAUUCGCAUAUUAAAAGCCUUUCGUUAGGCCAUCGAUGUCUACUUAGUCUACACUUUUUGCAUACCACGGCCAUAAAUAAAUAAAAGGAGCACGGAUUAUACAACAGAAGGGAGACGGAUCUACAAAUACGGAAAGACACACUAUACAUUUAUGCUAGUUCCGGUAUGUACUGAACGAAGCAGUUUUCCGAAGCUCAUGAGCAACGGUAACAUCGAUCAACUUCAUAGUGUACACACGUUGCAUCUGUGCUGAAUGGUUUUGGUUCGAUUCGAGCGGUCGAUUGCAAACCCGCUAGUAACUUGUGACUGCGUUUUCUUCUACAAUCGAACUCCUACAUUAAAUCUAUACACGGGAAGCAAAAAGUAACGAGACAGAUGUUCGAUUUAUCGGAAUAAAUCUCUGCAGCGUUGUAACAAACGCGUUCCAUUAAUACGUAUGUCACGAUCGCCAUUCGAUCAGGACACCGCAACGUAAUAAUACAACAAUCGUGUGUCACCGCACACAUCUCAAUAUAAUUCGUAAUAUAUAUAUAUAUAUAUACAUACUUAUAAGUAUAUAAAUAUAUAUAAAUAUAGAUAUAUGUAUAUAUAUAUAAGUAUAUAUAUAUAUAUAUAUGAUUAUGUGUAUUUUAUUUAUAUGAUAUAUGCAUCCACGCGUGUGUAUAUAUAUAAUAUAUAUACGAAUCAUUUGUAUUUCAUUUUAAUCGGAUGAACAUGAUUCACACUUCUGCGAAGAUAAACACUCUGACACGUGUAAAAUGGUGGUGUUGUCAUAUGAACCUCGUUUAAAUCGUUUUUAAAUAUGAAUCAUCUCUCAACAAAUCCAUGACUGGGCGAUUAUUCUAUUAUCAAUCGAUUAAUAAUUAUAUGCACGUCAUUUAUUCGUUCGUAAGAUUGUUUCGUAUUUAAAGAUCGAAAAUAUCUAAGAUGUAUUUUGUGUCACAGAUUUAUAUGUACAAAACCGAAUAAAACCGAUGCAAGAAUGUCAGGAACUAUGAAACGAAGGACUUGAUUUGAACUUAUGCAACUUAUAAAGAAACUCGAUCCUGCCCUUUUCUUCUGCGACUUUCUCUCUUCCAUAUUUGAGAAGCGACGCACAAUUUAAAAAAUAGGUUUUCGAAAUUUAAAUAUAAAGUAUUUCUACAUACGUACUAUAUGUACGAAUUUUCCUUUAUAUUAUCUUAUGUAAGGAAUGUGUUCGUUUCUUAUAAUUCUUAUAUAAUAUAUGUAUUAUGUUAUCGUGUUAUCCUAAAUAAAAACAAAAUGCAAAUUUCGCUACUUGCUCGUAAAAUUCUCUUAGGUACAUAUAUAUGUGUUUUCUAUGCAAUUAUUUUAUUGCUGGACACGGUAUAUAUAUUUUCAAUGUACCGCGUUUUUAAAUUAAACACUAUAGAACAGUAAAACAAUAAUUCGUAGUAAGGUUACGACAAAAAAGAGUUUGAAUUAAAAA